AUGGAGAGGCGGAGCCCGAGGACGCCUAGGGAAUCUGUCUAUCGGCCAUAUAUAGAUUUGUUGGCCGAUGAUUCCCCUAGUACUGUUCCGGAGACUCAGUACGCCGACAUCGAGACUUUCUCUUUUGAGGAUCUGGGGCUAUCGCCGAUCCGUGAGACUCCCGAUGAGGCGGAGCCUGCUGCAAGGGGCAGGAGCAAAGGCAAGGGCAAGGUCAGGGGCGGGGGUAGGGGCAAGGGCAAGGGCAAAGUCCCGAGCUCUUCCUCGCACACGGGGGCAGAGGAGGAGGAGGGCGAGGAUGAGACUGAGAGGAGGACGAUCUGGUCCGUGUGGGAAAAUGCCGCGCUUGCGAAGGCAUGGAUCGGUGUUGUAGAGGAUCCCUAUGUCGGGGCGAACCAGUAUGUUGACCGAAUGUGGCAUCGCAUUAGUGCCACCUACCGCAACGUCAAACCGUCUGGGGCGAAGCCUCGCACACCCGAGCAAUGCCGGAAACAGUGGCUUCGGUUGAGGCCUAAGCUCAGUCGUUUUGCCGCCCUCUACCAAAACAACAUGCGCAUGGUAACCAGCGGCAUGUCUAGGAUGAUGUGA
Salvia hispanica is the source of this 585-nucleotide messenger RNA. Lineage: Eukaryota; Viridiplantae; Streptophyta; Magnoliopsida; Lamiales; Lamiaceae. The record is from RefSeq and is a predicted model, not a curated record.